Molecule: messenger RNA, 5314 nt
Organism: Centruroides sculpturatus (bark scorpion)
Lineage: Eukaryota; Metazoa; Arthropoda; Arachnida; Scorpiones; Buthidae
Exons: 3
Coding region: 1696-3744 (682 amino acids)
Biological process (GO): regulation of DNA-templated transcription
Molecular function (GO): RNA binding; protein binding
Source: RefSeq, a predicted model, not a curated record
CGUUAAUUUAUAAAAAAGGUAGAUUAUAGUAGUGUUUUGAUCUAUCGAAAGGCUAGAGGAGUAAGUCUUUAACAUCCAACUGGGACAUUGUACUAGAAGAUGACCUUCAAGGUUGGAGUGGGUGGAUGCCUCCUCUCUCUCUUACUAUCCGAAUUUACAGUACUAUUCGUAUCUAGGAACACUCAUUUAUAUUUUGGGAAAUUUAUAUUUUAAAUAAGAUACUAGAAUUUUCGUUAGAUUGGAUUUUAUCUACCGGAUGUUAACUCUUUGAGGUAGGUGACGGGAAAUGAUGUCAUCGAGUGACCGUUUGAGGGGGAGUAGCAGAGGCGGAUAGACGAACGUACAAACUAGUCUUGAGGUUAAACGUGGGUGAUGUUUGUUCGAAUUUUAUCAGUUAUACUUUUACCGUUUUUUUUUCUUACUCUAAAUAUUCAGAAUAGGAUGACAUAUGGUUUUAUUUUAUGCUUUAUAAGAGGAUCUUAUUCAAGCAUUAAUGUAAAUGUGGUAACGGGAUAUAGAACAGAAUUUUAGAUUAAAUUUUCCGGAUCUUAUGUAUUAUUAUAAUUAAAAAUAUAACGACUUAACUAAUUAUUCUACAGAUAAUUAAUAAUAAUGAAAAUGUGAGAAAAUAUCCCCAGACAUCUCGAUGCUUAGAAAUCAGUUUACAAUGAAAAAUUUUCCCCAAGUUCCGCUGAAGUGGCAUUAAAGAUUAUUAGUUUUAUCUAAUUAACGUUUAUUUUUGUCAGUACACAAAAGAUAUUUUAAUCAAUAUUAUUAAUCGAUAACACUGCGAUUUUUCGAACCUUUGAGGUAUAACAGCUCUGUAUUUCGGAUUUGAAGCAAAGUUUUCUAAUCCGCUGCGUGUCAUAUUUCCGCACCAUAAACGUAUAAUUACAAGAAAAAAGUUGCAAAAAAAAUUUUGUACGGAACUUUUAACUUUUCUAAGUAAUUUCGAUAUCAAAUCUUGUUUAUUUGAUUGCAUUAAAUUGACUUUUUUCGAAAGAUAGUUAAGAGGAAACAAUAAAAUUUGAAAAAUUGGGACUACGAACAUUAGGAUGAUUGGGAUUUUAGAGCAGCUAAAACAAUAAGGAUUAAUUGAGAAAGUAUUUCUUUUAAAAUUAUAUAAAUCUAUAAUAUUUUAUUAUAUAAUAGAAGCCAAUAUAAAAAGUUUUUGGUAAUCUUAAUGUAACUUUUACAUCAUUACAAAAAGCGUUGCUUUAAACCAGUUUCUAGAAUAGUUUUAUUUAAUUAUGAAUCAACAAUAAGACUUAAUCAAAAAUGCUCUUUCAAAAACUGUAGCAUUCAGAGCAUGAAAACAGCAUUAAUAAUUUUUUAAGCCCGAUAAAAAUAAUAUAUCAUUGUCAAUUUUGCAUUUAUCGAAGUGAAGAAAAUUGCUUAUUUCGAACAGCAUAACAACAGUAUUGUGACAUGGAAAAACACGAAGAGAAUAAAUAAUAGUGACAUUUGUAUAUGGACUAUUAUUUAUAUUUGUCUAACUUGUAAAUGUCAAGGUUCGUAAUCAAACAGAUCAUAUAUCGCUAAUUCGUCAUUUUCAAUAAAAGUGUUUAUUCAUCCCAGUUAUAUUGACCUGAAUGAACGUUAACCCAUUUAAGUUGCUAACUCUUGAAUUUAUUGUGGAUAUGCCUAGAAUAUAUCGCUUAGUCAGGUGGAUUCAAAACCCAUAUGUAGGAGUGCAUGCUGACAAAACUUGUUAUUAAUCUUUUUCAAUACGUCAUAAAUUUCCUGCCUAGCAUAUUUCCUUCUACGUCGUUUGGAUUAUUCAGUACCAGCUCUAUGUUGUCUCUGGCAUUUUCUCCCUUAGUCAUCUCUUCUAAUAUUGAUCUAUUUAAGAUAAAUGUGAGCGAUAUUUUCGAAAUUAUUCGUACGAAAAGAAAUUGUGAUUGCCAUGAAUCUAUAAAACAACAGAUUUUAAUAGACGAUUUAUCCAAUAAUUUGUACACAGUGUUUCUUCGAAAGUUACUCGAAUCUAAACAGUGCGGUUUGGGUGCCACGAGGACCACAGAUCCGCAAAGUGUUCUGUCUAAUGAAUCCCUUAACGAUAGUCCCUCAUGUGGACUGCUAUCAGGACAGAUGAUUGGUUCAGAUAGGUCAACAAUGACUGGAAGCAACAAUGAAACUUCAGAAAGCCAACCUUGGCUAACAGAUGUUACAACUGGAAAUAUAAGAAAUAUUCCACAUGGAGGAGGAAUGUUACAAUUACCAUCGUCUAGUGUUUGUGGGGCAGAGUCUGGUCCUUUGUUUCCAAAUCAGUCAGGUACUUUUCGUCCUACUAUGCCUAUGUUAACCCCUCCAAAUCUUGCUAGUCAGCAACAACGCUAUGCUCCGCAAUUUCAGAGUCACUUUCCAUCUAUUGGUGGGUCCAAUUUAUCUUUAUAUUAUCGACAGUCACAUAUGACUUAUCCUCCAGUCUAUACUCAUUAUAGACCACAGAUGUCUGGGACCACUCCUACCAUUGUGCCUGGAAAUCAAUAUAUUCAAGUAGAACCUUUUCCUCUUUUAAGUAGUAUGCAAAAUGUAGUUUCUUACACUCAACCUCAUCUACCUCAUUCUUCAGCAAUCCGAGCUAAUCCUUUGGGGUCAAGAGAUACUUCGUCUUAUUCGCAGUUUCAGAUGCCUGAUAAAAACAGAGAAGAAACCAAUUCAAUAUUGCCAUAUUCUUCAUUGAUCUCUAAACAAGAAAAACAGUUAUCUAAGUCACCAUCACUAGCAGAUAAAGAUGCCAAAUCAACUCAGGUAAACAGAACUUUGAGAAAUGAACAAACAAGUUUUAUAGAUCCCAAUGUAUGUAGAGAAAAAGGACUAAUCACAAUGAAGACACAAUCUUUAUCAUCAUCUACAUAUCAGAUUCCAUCUGGAAAAGAAGGAAGUCUGAAACAUAGAAUUUUACGACCUCCCCAAAACAUUGAUAUUAUACCAUCGUCAAUUUCUGUUAUUAAUGAAGCACCUCAUUCAGCUCCACCAAUUGCACGAGAUAGAAGUAAGGAAGUUACUUCUCCAAAACAGGCUAGAUAUAGCACUUCAGUAGUUUCAAAGCAUGAACCAACAUAUUCUUUAUCUCAUCAGAGUUCUUUGAAUCAAAGUGCAGUAAUUUCUACAAGAUCCCACCUUCAUCAUCCAACAUAUUUUACUAAAGGCUCAAUUAUCCAAUUAGCAAAUGGUCAUUUGAAACAAGUAGAAGAAUUAACAACAAAUGAUUUUGUUGAAAGUGCAGCCCUUAGCACUAAUUUAUCCAUGGACCAGAGUACAGUUGUAAAAAUUAAAGAAAUACCAGAAUCUGGCUUGGCAGUACUUGGCUUUAGUGUUGGAUUGAAACAAGUACAGGUAACUGUUGAAGCACCAUUAGAACAUCCAUUUUUUAUUUUUAAUCAGGGAUGGUCAUCAUGUUCGCCUGAACAAUCCCAACAACGAUAUAGGUUGACAUGUAGCAAACUUAAAGUUGGAGACAUAUGUAUCUCAUUAACUCAUAAAAAUACACAAACUUCUGGACAGUCACUUCCUUCAUAUGUUUGUGAUUCAAAACCUGUUUUAGUGCCAAAUUCAGUUGCCAAUCCAAAUCAGAGUGCCAUAUUUUUGCCUUUACAAAAAUUUCACUCACAUGAUCAUAAAAAAUCUGAUAAUACUGUGUGCCACACUCCAGAUUCUCUUCAUUCUGAUAAAAACGCGUCGCAGGUGAGAACGACAAGAAAGCGACGCUGGUCGGCGCCCGAUCAAUUCUCGUUUUGAUGACGUGCAAAAUAAUCUGCAUAUUAAUUAAUUAAAAAACAACACCUUGCAAGUGAAUUGUGAUCUUUUUACAACUGUUUUUUGUAAAUAUUAUUCAGCUUAAAAUAAUUGUGUUUGUUGUUUGUACAUUGAUAUACCAGAGUUAAAAAUUAUUCUCUUUAAUGCUUCAAAUCUUGACACUUUUCGUUACUUUAAUUAUAUUAGUAUAUAUAUUAUAUAUAUAUAUUUAAAAAAGAUUUUGUAUUUUUAUUGAAUUUCUCUUUGCAGCUCAGGUUGCAACUAUUUGCUAAAUUAACUAAUUAUAUUGGGAAGAUAUGAUCUUAAGGAUAUUGCCUGUGUGCUAAGUAAGCUACACGAAACUUAAUGAAACAACUUUAAGCUUUCCAGAGGGUAAUUAUUCUUGAGAUAACAUCGAUAUUCCUUUGAAGGAAUAAAAUUUUCCACAUGAAAAUUAAUAAGAACUGUGAUAAUUUUGAAUCCUGGUAUGUUCCUCAGCUAAAUUGGAUCUCUGUCAAUUUUUUUCCUAAGUUUGCAUCUAAUAUGUAAUUAUAGCAGAUGUAUGUAAAAAAAAUAUAUAUGUUUGUUUGUCUAAAUGUAUGUGUGUGCAUUUGUACAUGCCAGAAUGUGCUGUACAAACACACACCAAAUAUAUACUGUAGCAUUCAGGUUAAAUCAUUUGAGUUAGUGUCCUUAAGCUUUUAGAAAAGGCAUUUUAAUAAUGAAUAAAAUUAUCUGUAAAAUUAUACUUUUCUUUUUAUACAGGAUUUUUUGAAAAAUAAUUGACAUUUUAAAAAUCUACAAUUUUGUAACCAUAAUUAUAACCAUACAAAUAUGUUGGAUUUCUUUAUAAUGCAAAUUUAAGUUGAUUACAUAUAUCAGGACUGGCCAUAUGUUGCCUACCAGAAUUACAAAAGCUAAAUUCUCUACGAAAACUGUAUUUUAUAUAAGUUUAUAUAUAUACAUAACUUAUACAAGAACUGCAGUAAGGGUCUAGAAGAGCUAUAAUGUGGUCACCAUAGACAUGUAUUGUCAUUUUCUUCUUGAACAUUCAACAAUAUCUUUGAGUAUUCUGCUAGAUUAAUUACAUAUUUUGGCUAAUUUUUUAACUAUUAAAUUGAAUUAGAUGUAUUUAAGAUAACUUCAAAGCCAAGACCUUGUGAUUUUACAUAAUUACAGGAAAAGGUUAUCUAUCAAAAGUAUUUCUCAAAUAUUGAAUGGUAAAUUAAAUUCCAUUAAUUCUCAAGCACACAAUUUUUAUAUAACCUCACUACAUAACAAAAUUGAAAUGUCAAUUAUUUUUGAAUGAUUAUUAUUAUUCCAUAUAUAUAGUGGUUGUGACUGUUAGUUACUUUAUUGGAAAGAAAAGCUGAUUUUGCAGAUUUUAUUGAGCAUUCGGAAUGCUUUAUCUAAAGGUUUACAAUGACCAAAAAUAUGACUUUUGCCUGAAUGCCAUUGAUAUAUGCUUGUACAGUAUAGACUAUUCAGAGCUUUUUCUGGAAUUGUGACAACAAAUUCGUGCUGUUUUAUACAAAUGCAGUUAUACAACACAAUAAAAAGUUGUUAAUUUAAA